GGGCUCCCGGAGCCCAACCCCCUAGCCGGUCAGCGCCGGCUAUAAUUAGUCGGGUGGAGCCGCUGACCCGAUUGAGGGGCAAGUUUCCUCUGUCACAGGGUCCAAAGCGAAGCGGAGAAGGUUCAAGGGAGAGCCAGGAGGAACGCUGGUGUCUAGGGAGGCAAAACAGCGAACCUGGACGAUGAGCGUCUCGGACUCCUCACAUCGUCCUUCGGACCCUGGGAGCGUCUCUGCUCCCGCCCAGAAGGAUCGCCUUGACCUACCUUUGCCCUACCCGAGAACCCCCUCCUGGCCACCUUCCCCAGAUGAGGAUACCAGUUUGCCCCCCUUUCCUUUGGAAGAGCCUGUCCCCAGGCCCAUGGCCCCAGGGAGCCUUCCCUCUCCAGUCUUGUCCCUUGAGGAAGAAGAGGAGGAAGACGACCAAGACGAACAAGACGCGGCAGAGCCCGAGGAGCUGCGCAGCGAGGAGCAUCCCAGCCAGUUUUUCGCGGAGGCACAGCGGCUGCGGGAGCAGAGGUUGUUGUUGGACGAAGAGGUGUCAGUUGAGGGGCGAGUAUACGGGGUGCAUCGGGUAAUCUUGGCUGCAAUUAGCAGCCUCUUCCGUGACAGGCUGCUGGGUGGCAGAGGUCCACGACCUCCCCUCAGCCUGGACGUGGCCGCCGGGGCCUGGGAGGCCGUACUGACAUUUGCCUAUGAGGGGUUGCUGGGCCCUGCACGGCUGGGAGAUGUGCUGGUCGUGGCAGAGGCCCUGGGAGCGCCCCGGGUGAAGGCCGUGGCCCAGUGGAGAUGCAAAGGGGCUGGAAGCACCAGGGAAGAUGAAAAGCAGCCCAGCCAAGCAGAGGAGCUGAGGGAGAACCUGCGGAGCAUCGAGCUCCUAUACCAAGAGGGCAUCGGGUGUGACCUGGAGCUGGAGGCAGGCGGCUGCAGGCUGCGGGUGCACCGAGCAGCCCUGGCCUGUGGCAGCGAGUUCUUUGGUGCCAUGCUCCUGAGCGGGAUGAGGGAAUCCCAGGGCACAGAGGUGUCUCUGCACACUAUCUCUGCCCAGGACCUGCGACUCCUCGUCUCCUUCGCCUACUCCGGGGUUGUGCGGGCAAGGUGGCCAGGACUGCUGAGAGCUGCCCAGGCUGCUCUCCAGUACCAGAGCUCUUCCUGCCUUGCUCUGUGCCAGAGAGCCUUGGCUCGGGGCCUCAGCCCCGCACGUUGCCUGGCCCUGUUCCCCAUAGCGGAAGCCCCGGGCUUAGAGAGGCUCUGGAGCAAAGCCCGUCACUACCUCCUCACCCACCUGCCUGCUGUGGCUUUGUGCCCCACUUUCCCUUCUCUACCGGCUGCCUGCCUGGCUGAGCUCCUGGAUAGCGACGAACUACACGUGCAAGAGGAGUUCGAGGCCUUCAUGGCUGCGUGGCGUUGGUUAGCUGCCAACCCUGAGACCCAGGAGUCAGAGGCCAAGGCCCUGCUUCGAUGUGUUCGCUUCGGCCGCAUGUCCACCAGAGAGCUGCGGAGGGUGCGGGCCGCGGGGCUGCCUCCACCCCUGACCGCGGACUUGCUGCAUCAGCUCCUGGUAGAGGCUGCCGUUCCAGGUCAAGAGCGGCGCAGGGAGCCUGACCAGGCACUGGUAGUGAUUGGCGGGGACGGGCUCAGAGCAGACAUGGCCAUAAGACAGCCGUCGCGAGGAGUGUGGUGGGCGCGCGCCUUCUGCUGCGGCACGGGACUGGUGCGAACGGUGGAGUGGGGGCGGCUGCCUGCCCUGCCUGCCCCGGGGCGCUUCCGGCACGGGGCUGCGAGCCUCGCAGGAAGUGAGCUCUACGUGUGUGGGGGACAGGAUUUCUACAGCCACUCCAACACCCUGGCUUCGACUCUCAGGUGGGGCCCCAGUCAAGAGGACUGGGAGGAGAUGGCGCCUUUGUGCCAGGCUCGGAGCUUUUUUCCCCUGGUGGCGCUGGACGGACUACUUUAUGCCCUGGGCGGCCGAAACGGUGGCGUCGCCCUCAACUCUGUGGAGACCUAUCACCCCGAGCUGAAUGUCUGGAGGCCGGCACCUGCUCUUCCAGCACCACGCUUUGCCCACGCAGCUGCGGUUCUGGAGGGCCGAUUGUACGUGAGCGGUGGCUGCAGCGGGGCUGGCCAAUACCUGGCCUCAUUGCUGCACUAUGACCCCAAACUUGAGAAGCCAGGGGUGCUUCUGAGCGCUAUGGGGGUACCUCGGGCUGGCCACGUCAUGGCCGCUCUGGGUGGACGGUUGUAUGUCGCGGGUGGGCUAGGUGAGACUGGGGACCUGCUGAGCUUCGAGGCCUAUGAACCAAGGACUGAUAGCUGGACUCACCUGGCACCCUUGCCCUCCCCCCAUGUGGGGGCCGCAGGGGCUGCGCUGCAGGGAGAGCUUCUGGUGCUGGGGGGCUACAGCCACCGUACUUACGCCCUCUCCCACCUUAUCCAUGCUUAUUCUCCCGGCCUGGGCCGAUGGCUCUGCCUGGGAACUCUGCCAAGGCCUCGGGCUGAGAUGCCUGCCUGCAUCCUGACCCUGCCCACUGUGCAGCACAUAGCUUUGGUUCCCACACGGCACCAAACCAAACCUGCUGGGUGAGUGGGGAGCGGUGGUGCAUGGAGGGAGGAAGGGAUGAGAAACGUCAUGAGAGAAGGACAGAGAUUAUGGGGGGAGAAAGAGAAGGCUUGAUUCAUGAUAGCGUCUUAUUCCAGCACAGUGUUUUACAACUCACAAACCGCUUUUGUAUAUAUGGUCUUCAUGGAGGAAAAGGUGGCUCCAGAAUUCCUGGAAAACGCUGUUGGAGAAGGGAAGGAGAGGAGGCCCAGGAACAACUCCACAAGGUGUAGGGACCCUGACACCAUUCUUGGUGGGGAAAGUGCAUUUGGCUGGGAAGACAGUCAAGACGCUCCAGUAGCCAAUGUGUAGGGGCCAAGAGAGGAGAGUCAGAAAAAUGAUGAUUCUGACCCAUGGAUCAAGAUGAAAAAUGUGGAAAGGCCAACCAUGAACUAUAUUCUUUCUCAGGUAACUUGCAGGCUCAGUCCAGCAUUGCCUCAGCCUGCAGCCCCUAAGAGCCUCUGGGUUUUCAUUCUGAGGCGGAAGUCCUUGCCUGGACCUGGCGCUGCACAGGGUGCCAGCUGAUGAGGCGCGCGUGCUGUGUGUGGGGAAGAUGAGGAGGGCGGAGGUGAAGGAGCCAGGCACCUGGAGUGGGGAAGGGAUGGCAUGAGGUUUGAGGGGUGGGGUGGAAGAAGCCAGAAGCCUGACUGGCUUCUUUCCUUCCCUUUGGGGUGUAGUCAAGGAUCAGGAAUGACAAUAGGACAGCUAUGGUGUGAGCUGCUAAGUUGUGAGAGGAAGUGGCAGAGAGAAAAGUGAGAGGCAGAGAAGACUCAGAAAAGUGGUUUUCCCCCUUUCUUUCCCUUUUCUCUAGAGUUUUAAAAAUCCAUUUCCCCCCCCCUUUUUUUUUUUUUUUUUUUGGCCAGGCGAAGUUAAAUCAGAUGCUUCCUCUCUUCCUUCUUCCACCCUGCUCUUCCUUCCUUUUCUUUCCCCCCUUCUUUCUUUUCUCCCUUCUCCCACACAGUGAUCAAUCACCCACUAGGUGCCAGCACUAAAUGAGGCUCUAAGGAUACAAAGAUCAGAGAGGUCCUGACCAGCGGGUAGACUUGUAAACUAAUGCAGGUUUUGUAGUGGACUUAGGGGUAUGGACACUUACCUUGUCGCUCUCACACCAGGCACUUAGAGGUAUGACAGCCCAGACACUGGAGGAGUGAACUCUGCCCAGGGAAGGCUCCUGUUAAGGAAGGCAUCAUCAAAUGGGUAUAGUUGGGGUUGGAUUUUGAAGACUACUUGGAAACUCACCAGUCAGAGCAGGAGGAAGGCACUCCAGUCAGAGAAAAGAAGUCAUGUCGUGCCCUGUGUCUCUAUAGCAAAGGGGAAGUCAGUAUUCCAGAGGAUUCUUUAGAGAAUUCUGCUGCUGUUACCAGCCCAUCUUUUACUCUGGAGCUUUUCUGAAGACGAUAGCUUUCGCUUAAUUGUAUAUUCCCUCCCUCCACAACUCCUCUAAGUCUUUCCUGCCUGGUAUUUCCAUUUCUGACCCCUGAGCAGCUCAGGGCAAAGAAGGGCCAGUUCUUUGUAUAGGUCAAUUUUCUAUUACCGUUGUUUGUUAAGAUUCUCAUAUUCCUAAGGGUGAGAUAAAGGAGACUCCUUUCUACGUUUCUUCAUCCUGGCCUAGAGGUGUUCACAUGCUUUAUUUUUUUGAGAUUUCAUUACUGAGUUCUUUUUUCCCCUAUAUCUCUGUUUCGGAGCAUAGAUGAAAAUGAGGAGGGAUAUAUAGGAUGUAUUUGAGAAAAGGGAAGAAAAAUUGAAGAACCAGGAAAGAAGGAAAUUGAAGGUACUGAGACACUAUGAAUAUGCAGUCUUUAAGAUUAACUUCUAUGAACAUGUUCUUUGUGGUUUGGAGGCAAAAACAGCCUUAAAUAAAGGUUUCAUCAUUGUUGAA
This is a messenger RNA of Felis catus (domestic cat), 4475 nucleotides long. It is a transcript of the gene KLHL33, whose product is annotated as kelch like family member 33. The record is from RefSeq and is a predicted model, not a curated record. The coding region runs from base 182 to 2581 and encodes 799 amino acids. Gene Ontology annotation, molecular function: protein binding. The transcript has 5 exons. Lineage: Eukaryota; Metazoa; Chordata; Mammalia; Carnivora; Felidae.